Molecule: messenger RNA, 747 nt
Organism: Vanderwaltozyma polyspora DSM 70294
Lineage: Eukaryota; Fungi; Ascomycota; Saccharomycetes; Saccharomycetales; Saccharomycetaceae
Gene: TPI1
Product: triose-phosphate isomerase TPI1
Exons: 1
Coding region: 1-747 (248 amino acids)
Biological process (GO): glyceraldehyde-3-phosphate biosynthetic process; gluconeogenesis; glycerol catabolic process
Cellular component (GO): cytosol
Molecular function (GO): triose-phosphate isomerase activity
Source: RefSeq, a predicted model, not a curated record
AUGGCUAGAACUUUCUUCGUCGGUGGUAACUUCAAAUUGAACGGUGACAAAAAAUCUAUCAAGGAAAUCGUUGAAAGAUUGAACACCGCUAACUUGGCUGAAAACGUUGAAGUCGUUAUCUGUCCACCAGCUGCUUACAUCGACUACACUGUCCAAUUGGUUAACAAGCCACAAGUCACUGUCGGUGGUCAAAACACUUACUUGAAGGCUUCUGGUGCUUUCACUGGUGAAAACUCUGUUGACCAAAUCAAGGACUUAGGUGCUAAAUGGGUCAUCUUAGGUCACUCUGAAAGAAGAACUUACUUCCACGAAGAUGACAAGAUUGUUGCUGACAAGACUAAGUUUGCUUUAGACAACGGUGUUGGUGUCAUCUUGUGUAUUGGUGAAACUUUGGAAGAAAAGAAGGCCGGUAUCACUUUGGAAGUUGUUGAAAGACAAUUGAACGCUGUCAUUGCUGAAGUUAAGGACUGGACUAACGUUGUUAUUGCUUACGAACCAGUCUGGGCUAUUGGUACUGGUUUAGCUGCCACUGCUGAAGAUGCUCAAGACAUCCACGCUUCCAUCAGAAAGUUCUUGGUUUCCAAGAUCGGUGAAAAGGCUGCUGAAGAAAUCAGAAUCUUAUACGGUGGUUCCGCUAACGGUGGUAACUGUUCUACUUUCAAGGACAAGAAGGACAUUGACGGUUUCUUAGUCGGUGGUGCUUCUUUGAAGCCAGAAUUUGUUGACAUUGUUAACUCUAGAAUGUAA